CUGUACACUGGAGUGAUUUGCUCCACACCCGUUCGAUAUGAUAAAAAUUCUGCCUCUCUCUCUCUCUCUCUCUCACAUCCCAAAUCGUGAUCAAGCGUCUCCGCUCCAAACCCUAGAAAUCGUCGCCUUCUUUGAUUCGCCGAGAACCCUCGUCCCUAUUUGGAUCAACCACUAAAAGACCCCUUGCUUUCUUCUUCUUCAGAACUCAACAACAAAUCAAAACAGAAAAGACAAAAAGAAACCCUAGAAAGAAAACAAAAUGUUCUUUCACAUUCAAUUAGAGCGCAACAUGCAACUCCACCCCCGCCAUUUUGGGCCCCACCUCCGCGACAAGCUCGUCGCCAAGCUCAUGAAGGACGUCGAAGGCACCUGCAGUGGACGACAUGGGUUCGUCGUGGCUAUCACCGGCGUCGAUGACAUUGGAAAGGGCCUCAUCAGGGAGGGUACUGGAUUUGUUACUUUCCCUGUCAAGUAUCAAUGCGUUGUUUUCAGACCUUUUAAAGGGGAGAUUCUUGAAGCUGUAGUUACUAUGGUCAAUAAGAUGGGUUUCUUUGCGGAAGCGGGACCGGUUCAGAUCUUUGUGUCUAAUCAUUUGAUCCCUGAUGAUAUGGAGUUCCAGUCAGGAGAUGUUCCAAACUACACUACAUCAGAUGGAUCGGUGAAAAUUCAAAAGGAGUGUGAAGUACGAUUGAAGAUAAUUGGAACCCGUGUUGAUGCCACCGAAAUCUUCUGCAUCGGCACAAUAAAAGAUGAUUUCUUGGGCGUGACUAGUGAUCCAGGGGCAGCGGCAUGAGGAGCCAUCUUUUCGAAGAAGAAACAUUUCUUUAAAAAAGAAAUUGCUUGUGUGUCAAGUACCCAAAGUGAUUGGAUAUUAUCAACGUAAUUUUAUAACUAUCUUAUAUAACACCAUUCUUGUAUUAUAUGAAGAUUGGGUAUGUGUGAUUGAUACAUUUCUUAAGAGAGGUGAUCUUCGGAUGGUCAUUGUUGUUUAUAAGACGCAAACGUUUUUGUAUCCUGAACUAUGAAUUUUGUAUCAGUCUUUUCUGAUGGUUCUCAAGUAAACAGGCAAACAAUAGAAGAUUUCAGCGGAAGUUUUUCCUUUUC
This is a messenger RNA of Asparagus officinalis (garden asparagus), 1104 nucleotides long. Its product is annotated as DNA-directed RNA polymerase II subunit RPB7. Gene Ontology annotation, biological process: transcription initiation at RNA polymerase II promoter; positive regulation of translational initiation; positive regulation of nuclear-transcribed mRNA poly(A) tail shortening. Lineage: Eukaryota; Viridiplantae; Streptophyta; Magnoliopsida; Asparagales; Asparagaceae. Gene Ontology annotation, molecular function: single-stranded RNA binding; single-stranded DNA binding; translation initiation factor binding. The record is from RefSeq and is a predicted model, not a curated record. Gene Ontology annotation, cellular component: RNA polymerase II, core complex; P-body. The coding region runs from base 260 to 793 and encodes 177 amino acids. The transcript has 7 exons.